This is a messenger RNA of Diaporthe amygdali, 537 nucleotides long. RefSeq lists its product as uncharacterized. NCBI's taxonomy places the organism in Eukaryota, Fungi, Ascomycota, Sordariomycetes, Diaporthales, Diaporthaceae. The transcript has 3 exons. Bases 1 to 537 code for a protein of 178 amino acids. Gene Ontology annotation, molecular function: transmembrane transporter activity. The record is from RefSeq and is a predicted model, not a curated record. Gene Ontology annotation, cellular component: membrane.
AUGACUAUCUCCAUCGUCAACAACUACUCCGCCGAUCGCCUGCAGAACUCGUCUUUCCACAUCAUGUGGCCCAUGGCCCUUUCUAUCAUUGGCUUCGUCGUCGGCGCGUCUGCGACUGCUGAGGGCGCGAGAUAUUUUGCUAUGAUGCUCAUGAUCGGUGGUGGCCACGGCUCCAACGCCGUCCUGGUGGCUUGGGCACAGAAGACCAUGCUCCGGCCGAGAAUCAAGCGAGCUGCCGCAGUCGCCUUUAUAAACGCUAUUGGAAACACAUCCCAGGUCAAUCUGUCCUAUCCUCCCCAGCCUCAUCUCCACCCACCCCCUUCCCCAUCCCCUGAUGCCAACCAUCUGCUUACUAUGCAAACGACAGUGAUCAUUCUGGCUGGGUUCAUGCGCGUGGUACUCCUGCGCGCCAACAACAAGCUCGACCAGGGCGCCGACGUGGCCCAGGUCAUGAAAGGAGAAGCGCAGGCCAAGGUAGAGGGUUUGUCCCAAGACGAGGCACGUGCCAGGAAACAAGCUUUCCGUUACAUCGCUUGA